AUGACUGGUCCUAGCGAAUCAUUUACAUCGCAUGAGGCUGCAGUUAGUGAAGUGGAUCCACGCUCGCAAUAUUGCUCCUGGCUAAUUACGAUUGCUGAAUCAUGCAUUUCUUUGAGCUUUGAAGAGCUGACUAUACCAAGUUGUAAUGAUACAUUUCUAGAAAUAUAUGAUGGUUCAAAUGAUACAGCUCCGUUACUGGGUACAUAUUGUGGCUCAAAUGCAAGUGCAGAAUUAGUCGAUAUUUCAUCUUCUACAAAUAGUUUAUUCAUCGUUUCAAAUUCUGGAAGUUAUGGAAGAAAUCCUAAAAGCACUUUUAGUUUUAAAGCCCAAUACAAUGCUGAGCAUUUGGCAGGUUGGUAUAAUAAGUAGCUGUACAUUGAUAACACGUACUAGCGUGGGUUGAUGUGACUGAAUUAAAUCUAGAUAACUUCCAACCUAUAGACCUUUAUAUAGUUUUGGCCUUUUGUUUAUGGUUAAAACUUAACUGAAAGUGAAACGUAGGCAAUUUCGAGACGAGGCGAAGGAAGAGCGAAUUGGCGAAAGCUAGAAAUAGAAGGCCUAAUAGAUUUCCCAAUGAAAUUGGUCAAAUCUUCCCAUGCAAACUUGCCCCGUUUCAUAUUAUUAUGUACUAUCUAAAACAUGAGCAGCAGUGUUCUAUCAGAUAUAAAGAUACGAGGCGAAGCUGAGUGUCUUUAGGUCUGUUAAACACGCACUGCGAAUGUUUUAAAUUGCUUCAAAAACUCAUUAAUAAUUCAUGAGGAAAACACUGAGAGAAAUUAUCAUAAGCAUAUCGUAUCUCUAUAUGUGAUAGAGAUUUCGCUUGAUUUACAUAAACUUUAACUUUGAUUUUCUCAACUUACACAACUUUUUUUUUUAAAAUUACUUCGCCAGUGAACUUACCAGAUCGAUCGUUUUUGAAGCAAUUUAAAACAUUCGCAGUGCGUGUUUUAUCAGACCUAAAGAUACUUUCUCAUUUUAGGGGACAAAAUCUCGACUAGAAUUUAAUUUCUUAAAAUAAGAAAUUACUUUAACCUGAAAUUUUUUUCUUGAUGUGAGAAAAACUGUUCUUAAUACGAGUAAAUAAUUUCUUGAUACAAUAAAAGUGAUCUUAACUUCUAAAAUUCUUGUUAUAAGAAAACAAAUCUUGGGAACAAAAUCUUGAAUGUUUCUUAAAAUAAGAAAACUUGUUUCAUUGAAAGAUUCACAUCCUUGUUUCAAGAAAAUUAUUUCGUGAUAUACGAAAAUAUUAUUGUAUUGAACCGAAUACAUACACUUAAUAAAUCCUAAUUAUAACCAUGCAUAUGCAUGCAACACAACUUUUAACUUUUAUUAUUUACAAUAAACAACUUUUUAUAUCCAUUUCAUUUUCCUUCUUACGUGUUUGUAAAAGGAGUGAUACAUGUUGCCGGGCAAUCGUCGACUCCACAGCGGACCGAGAAGUUUACAGUCAUGUUGCUGCCGUGCUGCGUACGCUGUGGCAUAGACAAUCCAAAAGACAUUGGAUUGUCUAUGGAUUGUUUAUGACUGCGGUAAUGGUUCAUAGGAACCUGAAGAGUGAGUGCCACAAACACGGGACAUCUAGGGAACAUUUCCAAACAGUAUUUGGGGCCACUUGACUCACCAUAUUAACAUUUAUUCAUCACGAAACAUCUGCGACAAUUUUUAACAUUUUAAAACGGCACUGCUUCAUUGUCAUCUGUGUGUGUGUGUGUUUUUUUCUAUAGUGAAACAAACUAACCCCCCUGUUUUACCCGCGCUGUAUUGAUUUUGGAAAAACUGGGGACGAGGCAACUUCGAUCCCAGGGUAUAUGGAAAUUAAGGAAACAUUUUAAUUUUUUUAAAAGCAAUCAACGCAAGAUUUUUGCAAUAAAAUUCAAAUUAAACAAAUGUGUUAUUAAAAUUGAAUAAAUAAAUCAUUAAAAUUGGCUUCUUUAGCUUAUUUAAUGAAGAAUUAAAAUAUAUCAUGACGUCAUGUGCGCGACAUAUCGCGCGGUCCCCACGAAAGAGCGCGUAAAGGAUUCUGGGAUUUAGAUGCGCGUCCUUUCGAAAUCUGCUUCGAAGUCAAGUGGCUGUGUGUUCAGUUGCUCGCUGAAUUUUAUUAAAUUUUUCCAUUUGAAAGUUUAAAGUGCAUCUACAAACUUAAUUCGUCGUUACUUAAACAAAUUGCUAGUGUGGACAAAGAAUGCGAACAGAUACUGGAAGGUAAUGUUUUUGUUGAAUAUUUAUAGAAUUAGAAAAACUCACGUGCUCUAAAUAAUUCGUAACCCGCGUGCAAGCCCAAAAGAACUGAUAGUGGGCCUGCAAGCAAGGUCCGGUAUUUUGUAAAACACCCCUUUUCAUAACACGCCCCAUUCGCGCGUCAAUUGUCAAAAAAGAACCAAUGACAGCACCCAAAUAUUAACAAACAAACACGCAUUAAAAUGUUGCGGGGUUUUCUCUGCUUAUUCAGAACAUAAACAAUGUGUAAAUGGCAGCGUUUUAACUCCAAAAAAGCAAGCAACGCAGUCAGUAAUUGUCAAAUUUGCAAGUGCUCACCUUAAACUAAAAUCGGAACAGGCAAAUUAGGACGAAUUUCAACAGAAAACCAGUCUCAAACUUCAAAUCGUGAGGGAAGUCGUGCGACCACAUUAGCAUUUAUGUUUGCUUCGCUGUCGCCAUUGUCUAUUCUGUGCCAUUGGCAUUGUUAUGAAUAAAUUGUCUCACUUUAUAUCAGAUCGUGUGUGCAGUUCUUGUUGGCGGUGGAAAGUACGAAAUUUAUUUCAGUUAUUUCAUCCCCGAGCCGACGGCGCGAAGCGCCGUGCGAGGGUACUAAUCCCCCCGGCUAUUUACACCUGGGGAAACGAAAGCAUUAGCGAAGUCUAAAGUUCAUCAAAUAUCGCGGGCGUGGGUCACUGUGCGUGGGUGGUCAUCCUCACUGAUCUCAAAAAUAUGGCGGACUGUCAUGAAUAGCGGACACUGAUUGGUCCAAUUUAAAGUUUGCAUUAUAACGACUGCAUGACGACAGCGAAACAGCAAACAUUUCUUGAUUUGAUGAUUGAUAAAUUUCUUGCAAAUAUAUCUUAUUUUUGCUCGCAUUUUGCAAGAUUUUGUAAAUUUCAAGAAAGAAAAGACGAAAGAAUGGGCUAAAAGAAGUGAGCCGACGUUAACAAAGGUAAGUCAACCUCGUUCCCAGGGUCUUUCUUAGAACGGCGCGAGGCGAAGGAAAGACCCUGGUUUCGGCUGGUCAGGUGUCACCCAGAUUCUGGGUGAUAAAUUAAAAUGAUGCUAUGGGCAGGGUGGGAGAGGAGCGUGUUUGUCGCGUUUGUAACAAUAUUUGCAAUUUUGUGUGAUGAAAUUUAAAUUUGCAACAAGAAAUCGUGAAGAGAACUGCAAUUAAAAAUUAAUAUUUAUCGUGAUGUGACUUUCUGCUCUAUAAUCUAGUGUCGAGUUACAAUUCAAGCAAGUUGGAUCAGAUUUCAACUUGCAAAGAAAGCACGCCUGGACGGCGUGGCAAUAUUAAGCCUACAAGAAAAUUCAUAUCUCUAGACCGACCAAUGUGGUUUAUAUUUAUUUAACUGUUAGUAUUAAAGUAUAUCCGGAUACUCGCGGACCAAAAGAAUAUAUUUAUUGAUGAGAUGUGGAAUUGGAACGAAAUAGCGAGAUCUUUUGAUUUCCGACAUAUCGCCAAGACGCCAACUGUAUCGAGAUUGUUGAUUAUAAAGGCCUUAUCACAAAACUUAAAUCCCGUCAAAAGACUAUAAAAUUUCCUGCAAGAUCUCAACGAUCAUGGUAUAUGUCAAAAUCUAGCUGUCUGUUGAAAAUCUACGGUAUUACAGUAAAGUCAUACAUCAAAGGUAAGUCAAAUGACAAUAUAUUUGUCUUACUGUUUACUACUGUGUUUAUACCACAUUUAUAAAUUUUAUAAACAGCUUUCGUUUUGACACAAGCUUUAAUUUUCUGCUUUAUAUAUAUUCUUAAUAAUACAAGUGAGAUUUAAAUUCAGUUUUGCUUUGUGAAAUAGAAUACCGUUAUUUUUUAAUGGACAGCUUGUAUCGUCUCUAUCAUAUCCAGGAUUGCUUGUGUGUAAAUACUAUAGCCUACAUGUAUCACUAUAUAUGCCACUAUCAAAUAAAUAUAGAAAUAUAAUUUUAAUGAACUUGUUGAACUAGAAAUAAACAGAUGAUUGAGACAAUGAAAACUGUUAUAGUAGCCUUAGUAGAAAUAGAAAACUCGAAAAUUUAUGUGUAUUCGUAUGGCAGUCUGUGCGCGUCUGACACUGUAAAUUUGUGAUGUAGAUUAUAGCCUAGUUGUGUGUAUAUUAGGAAAACAGUAUCUGACCAAGAGAAAGGCUAAAGCCUUACUAUAAUUAAUGAAUACGAAUUAUGUACUAAAUCCAAAAUUUUAAAGAUAAAUCACUGACAGACAUUUCUCUGUUUGGCUAGUAUCAAAUGUUUACAUUUGCUGAUAUUGAGCUCUACUCUCUAGUCCUAGACAAUACAAUACUGUUUCCUUUAAAAAUCUUAUAAACAAGACGUGCAAAGCAUAGCAACGUUUACAAAAAAGGACAAAUCUAAUGCGUGUUUUAAAAACAUUAAAUAUGUAGAAAUGGUGACCACUGAAAAGCCCAUCAUAAACGUUUGUUAUAAAACCGCGCUCGAGUGUGAAGAGAGCAUUGAAUAAUAAUAACACGAGAAAGCACUGCGAGUAACGAUUUGCUUGGUUUCUUGACUUGACUGUUGGUAAAAAUGUUAUUGUAAAUUCAAAGCAAAUAAAAUAAACAAAAAUUAGCAAGUACUUUGAACUUACUGGUAAUAGUUCGCAAAAUUUAUGUUUUUAACUGUUUGUAAUUUGAUACUUCACCACACCCCCCUCGGGCAAUCAAUUUUGGACGAGGCACGUGACCAGCCGAUACCAGGGUCUUUCCUAAAGACCCUGGGAACGAGGAUGAAGGUAAGUUUGUUUUAAUAUUUAUUUUAUAAUUGUUUUAAAACCCGACGGCCUUUGAGUAUAUGAUAAAGUACAUUUCUUGCAAGUUGUAUUUUAGCAAGAUUUUGUAAAUUUCAAAACCUUUCUGAGAGCCAAAAACCGUCUAAAAACGUCUAAAAGAAUAGAGCACGACGUUAACGAAGGUAAGUCUGUUUGAAAUAUUGAUGUAUUUUUUGUCUUAUAAUUGAUAUAUUUAUAAUUAACUGAUAGUGGUGGGCGAUACGGCGAAUAUCGAACUAAAUCUAUCAUUGCGUAUAUAAGUGAAAAAACAGCAUAUAAUUUCAGUGUAGUUUUAUUAAUUACCUUUUCUUUUGUAUAUUAAAGUAUUUAAGUAAAGAGGAAAGCAAAGUUAUUUUCAUGCGAGAAUUUGAAAUCAGCUUAUUUCAAGCUCAAUGUUUACCGAUAAUUCGAUUUGCGAAGCGUUUGUGGUUGAAUUUUACAUUAAAUUGAUGCUUAUAUUACGUAUAAUAACAUACCUGGCAUACAUAUGUUUGGGAAAUUGAUAAUUUUGUUAUUAAAAGUGAUAUUUUGGGGGAUUUUUCAAUUUUAAAACCAGGUUUAAAACUAUUCUUAAAAUUAUCGUGUUACCAUGACAACUACUUUCAAUUCUUCAUAAUAUUCAGAAAACAUAAUGUUAUGUCAGUAAGGCGAGGGUUUCUGCAUGCAUGUAUUUUCUAGUUUGGUAAAGAACCGUACAAAAGAAGAGAGCGUUCAGAGCGGUCCAGAUCGUUUCGUUUCAAACGGCAAUUUAAUACCGUCUUCUGUUUCGCUCUCUCAGCGAAACCUUGUAAAAUCGCAAAGUGUUUCGAAUAGGCUUACAUGCAACUGCAUCUCAACAUCAACCAAAAGAUAAUUUUCUUGAGGAACAUAUAACGUAUCAAGUAUGUUUGAAAUUAAUGAAACUCAUGUAAAGGUUACUAUAGUUUACCCCAGUCGUAGUGUUGCUAUUCCAACACCUCACGACAAGCAAUCCCCAUUGGCAUAACGGAAAAAACAUCUCUUCCAUCAAGUAAACACUAAACAGUCUGUUCUUGUUCCAUUUAUAAUCGAAAAAAGUGAUCAAUUUUCGAAUUGUGAUGAAUCACUGACCUAAAUAUAGAAUCCAACAGCAAACAGCCAAUCAGAAUGCCGCGUUCGUGGGAGAACGCGGAAAGUACAAAAUACCGGGCCUUGCUUGCAGGCCCACUAUCAGUUCGCUUGGACCUGCACGCGGGCUAAAUAAUUCGUUGCUUGCGACAGUUGCGAGCAAAUCGCAGCGGUUAAAAUCUAAAUUCUGCUGCCGUUAAGAUGCAUGUUUUGAAGUAAAGUAUUACAGAAUAAUAACUAUGAAGCAAUUAAGGUUUGCUCAGCCCAAUCGCAUUUUUAGUAUAGUUGCGUUUUAAAUAUAUAUAUACUUGACAGUUGCUGUUCAAAAACUUCAAAUUGUAUGAUUUGCACAUUAUCCGGCCUUUGUUUGCAGCAAUAGAUCUGUAUUCAUUUACAAGUUACAACAAAAUUUAAAAAUGCCUGCCCAAAUUGCAUGCCAGCUGCUGUAAUUGUAAGCAAAGGUUAAACAAUCACAGAUGUAUGAAUAUUCUUGUUCUCUUAUUAAAUCUCUUUAGUUUUAUACUGUAUAUUCUAUUUAAACUGUGAAUUGAGGUAAAUUAUAUAACCACACUAUAAACUGUUGGCCGAGGUUAGGAGUAUUAUUAAUGAUCUUGCCUGUAUAUUCAAAACCAAGUGACAAAAUAUUAGUGCUGUGCUAACUCCGGGUUUUUCACCUCCGGCUAAAAAAAAACUCUGGCUCCGUGGUGUGUUUGAAUACAUGUAAUAUUGGAAUAAUAUUCCCACUCAUAAAUAUAUAAUACAGUACAUAUAAUUUAUAUUCUUUAGAUAAUUGAGGAAACAAGAAGUUAAGAAUCUUGAAUCUCGAUUGUGUUGCACGAUGCCAGUUCGCAGAUGAUAGCGUUGAUCGAGCGCCUGUUGUCGGAAAUUGACUAGUUUAGUGUCUUAUGGUAUCAGCAAAGGAAUAACUCCUCCACGAAGUCCAAAACUAUGUAAGUACAGUAUGCUUGUUUAAGUCCAUUAUAAUUUUAAAAGUAGACCAUUAAGUUGCAAGACCUCCUCAAGAUUGACAAGCUGGAAGACUCUCUGGCUAAAGAUAGACUGAAUGGGUAAUUAAAGUAUUAAAUUAAUGGCACAUUGCCAGUCAAUGGGUUCAUUGUAGAAGUACUAACCCUUUUACUUGCAAUAUGUCUAGGGGCCAGUCUUGUCACUAAAUGGACAUGGCGAGAAAUUGUGGACAUUAGGGGGCAGAGCUUAAGUAUUAUAUAUUCUGCCUUCAUAAAUGUCUUUCUUUUUUUUUUUUUUUUUUAUUUUUUACGCCCUUAAAAAAUAUCAAGUUAUUUACAUUUAUUUUUCUAUUGUUUUGGAUAGGCUAGGAGCCUUCUAGAAACCUACUAGGCUUUUUAAUUAAGACCCCUAUAGACUAUACUUACAUUAUUUCAUUCUAUUUAGUCAGUUCGAAUAAUAUAUUAGAUUGAACAAAGAUAAAAGCGUAUAUAACAAGUAUAAAAUAAAACAUUAACAUGCAUAAAAACUUAAUUAUAUAUAUUCGAAGUGGAGGAUACUAUAUAUGUAUAUUUACAGUAAAGAAAGUGAUAAUAUAUUUUAAACCAUUAUACAUCCAUUGUUGAAUAUAUAAUGAUUUUUUAUUUUAAUUUUAAAAGUACUAUAAGAGAAAAUAGAUUUGUAUUUAGAUGUUAUGCUAUUCCAAACAUCAACUCCUUUGUUAGAAAGAGUAUGGAUUACAUAAUUCGUUCUUUUAUAAGUAUUGUGAAGCUUAGUUGCAUUCCUUGUGCCAUGGUCAUGUAUUUUAUUAUUGGGUAUGAAAUAAUUUACGAAUGUUUCUGGUAAAUUCUUCAAAUUAUGAUAUCGAAACAUAAAUAAACUUGUUAGGUAUUGAUUCAAUUUAUAAAUGCUUAGUAUUUUUAACUCCUUAAAUAUUGGUUCGGUAUGUUCAAAGUAAGAAUUAAACGUCAUUAGACGAAUAAUCUUUUUCUGAAUAUUUACUAAUUUUUGUGUUUUCUUUUUGUAUGUGUUACCCCAUAUUAGAUUGCCGUAAAUAAGAUAUGGAUAGACUAAUGCAUAAUAAAUUAAUUUAAGAGCUUUCAAGUUUAUGAAAUGUCGGAUCCUGACAAUGACUGCUGUUGAUUUUAUAAUUUUCUUUGAUAUAUUUGCUCUAGAUGAUCAUUCCAUGUCAAACAUUCAUCAACAACAAUACCCAAAAAUGUUGUCUUUCUAACUUGCUCAAUAAUUUUAUUAUUUAAAUAAAUUGUUAUAUUAUGUUCUUGUUUUUUCCUUCUCGAGGACCGAAAUACAAUAAACUUUGUUUUUUUCCUGUAUUUAUAGAUAGUUUAUUAAUAUUUAACCAAACAGCUAUUUUAUUUAUUUCCUCUUGUAUUGUUUGGUUUAAUGUUUUAAGGCAAGCGUGACUAUAAAAUAUGGUUGUGUCAUCAGCAAAUAAUAUAUUUGAAAUAAUAUUGCUACAAUUCUGGAUAUCAUUUAUAUACAAAAGAAAUAACAAAGGUCCCAGUACUGAUCCUUGAGGAACACCACUUGGUUUCCAUCAGUGGCUUAUACCACUUUUUUAAACCACUCAACAUUAUUUGUUAGAUGGUUAAACCCCCAUUCAUAAGAAUUUUUAGCUGGUCGGGGCAAACAGAAACGCUAGACAUCCGAAACAUUUCAGUGUUUAUUAUGUUUUGCUCGAUUGACCCAUCUGACCUUUGUGCCAAAAAUUAUAUACCCACUUUAUCCUGUAUCUGAAGUCUUGUUGACAAUGUUUACGAAUAUAUAUUUUGUUGCCUAGAAACUAUAAGGCAUGGUUACAAAGCUCUUUUUUGGCAGAGGCGAAGAAGGACGACCAACUUUGGUUUGUUAAUGUUCAUGCACCUUUUAGGCAAGUUUCAGUGCCCGGUGUAGAAUUUCACGGUUAAAAUACAUCGAGAUUGCACCGGUUGAAUCGUUUGUGUGAAUUGCUCCUUAUUAUUAAAAUAUCCAAAAUUAGAACAAAGAAACCGACGUCUUUAGCAAUAUCCUGUGAAAAUUGGAGAAAAAACAAAAAAAACCGCAGGAGCACAACUCGUUUAAAAAUCAGUAAUUGCCGUAAAAUUUUUCGGGAGAAAAUUGAAUUUGAAUAUUACAUUUUCAAUGUUUUUCUUAUUGCAAGCGAAAUGUAUUCUAUUUUCGCCCAACCUUGGUCAGAUAGUAGAACUAGUCUAAUACUUUCAUAGAAACCAAUAAAAAAAUUUGGGCAAAAUUAACACUCAAAGGUGUUCUGUAACCUUAACAUAUCUCAAGUUAUUGAAGAGAGAGAUAGAAAGUUAUUCAGAAAAUUGUGUCUAAUCCAAGACAUCCCCUGUGUGAAUUGAUUCCUGAGCGUAAACAAAGGACCUUAAGAGAACGGGAACAUGUCUUUAUUUUACCACAAAUUAGGACAGAGAGAUUCAAACGAUCGUUUCUUAACAGAUGUCUAUUUAACUAUUUUUAACCAGUAUAGAUUUCUAGUUAUAGGUUAGAAUAGAUAAUGGAUCAAGUAGCUACAUUUUAACUGUAAACAAGAUGCUCUGUGGAGCGUUGACUCGCUGGGGCUAUACAAGUCAUACAAAUACGCACAUUACUAAGCGGAAAAGUCGAAUACGAGCGCAAAAGACUUAACACAGUACUAAAAUGCGGUAGGCCCUACAAGUAUAAAGUUAUAUUUAGUACGCUACAUUCUUCCAGACUGUCAGCCGCCAGUUGGUCUGUGCGCUAGGCUGCUCACUACGCUUUAAAACGUUCAAAAUAAACUAAUUUGGGGGCUUUUGGGCUCAAAAUACUAUCAAAAUGAAGAGAGAAGUAAGGCGGUUCCACUGGUAUACGGCCAAAAAAGCGAAAACCAAGGAUACCAAAGUUAUCAACAAUACAAUUUCGCUUGGCUAGACUAUCACUGUUGUUUAGUAAUACAUUUGACAUCCGUAUCACCGUAUGGGCGAUUUGUUAACAUUACAAUUUCGCUUGUCUUUCAAAGACAAAGACCAUAAAUCGCUAGAAUACUAUUGUUUAGUACAAUUUCUUACACUGAACCGAACGGUGAUAUUUUUAUCGUUAUUGCGCCAUGAGGCAUUAGAUGAUUACAAAUACGAGGACAAAGGUAGUGCGAGUGAUUUGUCAACAAAUAUACAAUUUGACCAAUUUCGCUUGAUUUUCAAAGGCCAUAAAUCGCUAGAAUACUGAUGUUUAGUAAAACAUUUGACAUCUGUGGGUACAAUUUCUUACGCUGAAUCGAACGUUGUCGCUUUCUUCUCAAAAUAUAUUAAAGCAGCGCAGCCAAACGUAUAAACUUGCGAUUUGCGAAGGUUGCUCUUUCCGUACGAAAUUCCUUGUAAAAUUGGUCAAUUUUCCCAAAUUUUCCUCAAAAUUCAGGGUAUUUAUGGAUAAUUUGGGAAAAAUUGGCAGGAGUCUUAUGGAUAAUUGGGGGGAAAUUAGGCAGCCAUUAAUAUUCUAUUUUGUGGCUAUCGACGAUCGGAGAUUGGAGAUUGAUGCCGAAACCUAUACUCGCCCGGGGCACACGGUGCCCCAGCGAAUAAUAAUUUGGAAUUUGUAAAGUUGCACCUGGCGAUUGGAAUCGCGUUAAUUUUUUAAGUUAAAAAAAAUUUUUUUCGCGGGUUUAACCGGUUUUUUAAUGUACGGUUUACCGGUUUUAAUUUUAACCAAAACCGCCCAAGUUUAUUGAAAGACAUGUUGAAUAAUAGAGGCUGAGACUGAGUGAGACAAUCGCCUUGAAGGACGCCACGACCGACUGUAAUGAAGGAAGUAUUGAACUGUUCAGUUAUUAUGGAAGUUUGGAAAUCAGUGUAGAGGCUACUGACAAGAUUCUUUAUGUAAUCGGGAAUAUGAUGAAAUUCGAGGACUUCAUAAAUAAUGGAAACAUCAAAUUUUAUUUCGUAACUAUACUAAGAUACAACCUUAAUCUCUGGAACACAGGCAGAAGGCUGCAGUUAUGGUACAAGCUGGAAGAAAGGGAAAGCUAAAAAUUUACAAUGUAAAGAUAUUUAGAUGUAUAUUUACAAUAAUUGAAAAAUACUACCAUGAUGUUAAUAAGUUAGGUUCCGUCCAGUCCUUGUGUUUGCGGUAGAAUAUAUAAUAAGUUGAUCUAAUACAACAUGCACCUAUUUUUGAAAUUAGAUAAUUAGUUUUUUGAUUAUCUAAUAACAAGUCGUUAGAUAUAAAGUGCAUCAAUGAACGACUGCUUUUUCCCAAAAUUCCCAAAGCUCCAACCAUGCAAGAUGUUGACAAACUUUACUCUGUUAUACUGAUUUCUUAGUUCAGAACAUAGACCACUAUAAUGAUUGUGUUUACGUACAGCAUUGUCUUUAAUUCUGGUCUCAAAACCGACAGUUAAUUCCAAAACAAAUACCCAACUCCGUUGUUUUUCUAUAACCACGACAUCAGGACGUUUUUGUUCACUAGUAAUGAUAGAGGGGCCUGUGAUAUCACAGUAUAGUUCGAUGUUGUUGGUGAUUGAUAGCAAAUAGUCAGCUAUAAUCUUCAACACAGAAUUAUGUCUCCAUGUAUAACGACCCUCUUCUAGAUGAACUUUGCAUGCAGACACAACAUGUUGAAGGGUUUGCGUGUUGUAGCAUACUUACAUAAUGCAUUUUCGCUUUUCUUCCAAAGAACCAUACUCUUCAAGGUUGGUAAGGUGUUGUUUAGGUAACGGAUACAAAAAUUGAAUAUGUUCUUGGGUAAUUUGUUGACGGUUCGAUGCCAUUGUUUCACAUCUGAUACAAGCGUUUCCUGAUUAAAGGGCUUUAACAACGAUGCUCUGUGAUACAAGAUUGUUCACUUUAUCUAGUUUUUCGUCUUUAAUUUCCUUUAGAACCUCUCGACAAUUGUUAAAACGAUCAUACUGACUGUUACAACCCGAUCUUGUGCUACUGUAUACAUGUAUGGCGUCUUCAUUGGUUGAGUUCUUUAACUGACUUCUAAACGAUACCUGACACUGAGCAUGCUUAGUGGAAACAUCAAUAACAUUCAAGCCAAACUUUGUUUUCGCCAAGAGAACAAUAUCAAGAGUACCAUUGGGAGGAAUCUCUAGCCAUCUACGUAACUUAUUAUGACACAAGUUGUCUAAAUUUUCUUUCAUCCAGGUCUUUUCAAUAUCGGCAACAGUUAAAUGCCAGGAAAUUUUCGACAUUAAGUAAAAUUGGUAGAGUUCCAAUUUGUACUUGGGGUGUAAAGGCAACAGAUCUAUUUUCUUGAGAAUAUUUUCCACCAUUUCCAGAAGUUCCUGCUUAUGAGCACUGUUAUCCAUCUCAAAAUUGAAGUAUCUUCCUAAGUACUUUAAAUUACCCCCAUUAUCAACUGUUGGUAUUGGCUCAGUAUUAACAAAAAGUUUCGGAAAUGUUUGCUUAGCAGCAGAAUUUACUUUUUCUAUACCGAAUGUCUUACAUUUGUCCACCCUGAUUUUCAUAUCACACCACGUACACCACGCAGUGAAAGCAUCUAACAAGAUCUGAUUUUCAUAUACGUUUGUCCCGUUAUAACUGCCGCAUCAUCGGCAAACUGAUACCAGUGUUUCGGGCAUAAGUAUUCGGGGUACGAGUAUCCUAACUGGGUAAACUUCUCCGAUUUUAUAUACUGGACAAAGGUGUUGACUAGCAGAUUAAAUAACAGUGGACUUAGACAAUCACCUUGUAGGACGCCUUUCACGACAUGCAUGAACUCGGUACUAUAGGAAUCAGUAAUAACUGUGGUACGGACGUUUCUGUACAAACUGUUGAUUAACUGACUUACUGACUCAGGCAUAUGGUGGUAUUUUAAUACAACUAGUAUUAAGCGAUGAUGCACUUCGCCAAAUGCAUUACGAAGAUCAAGCAAUGUCACUACUAAUGAUCUCUGCUGCCUUUUGGCUUGACGUAUAAGGUACGCUAAGUGAGCCGUGUGUUCGUAGUUGCAAGAAAUCCCAGGUACAAACCCCUUUUGAAUACGUUGUUCAAUAAAGCCAUUUGUUCAAAGCAAAUGGAACAUUUUGUUUCGUAGAGCUGAUGUACAAACUUUUAGAGGAACCGAUUCUAAAGUAAUUGGUCUAAAAUUUUCAGGUUCAUUUACUGAGUUACUCUUGUGGAUUAAGAUCGAAGCAGCUUUCUUUCAGAUUAUGGGAAUUUCUUCAGCCGUCCAGAUCUUACUUAUUAUCAUAGUUAAAUAUGAUCGAAGCUAGGGUGACGUCUUAAAAACAAUAAUGGGAAUUUGGUCUAAAGGACAAGGAGACCCGCUUGCUUUCAUUUUGUGUAUUAUCUUGCUAAUUUCCCGGUAGGUUGGCGGCGAAUCGCCAAAAGCCUGAUCUGGUUCUUUAAAUCGGGGUAUGCAAGAUGGGAUACUAAAACGACGCAUCGGGUUGCUACAUUUCAAGAAUUUUUUAAAGUAGUCCGUACAAAUUAGUUUAUUGAAUACAGGUUUUAGUUUUUCACCAGCUUCUAGAAAUCUUUUUGUGUACGCCCACAAAUUAUUUUUAAUCUCGUUAUUGUGGUCGACGCUAUUAUUGGUAUCAUUUGCAUUUUGUUUACCAGCAAGCUUCCCACGCAAUAGUUUAGCAACAUACUUAAUCGACCGUAAAUUCUCAUGAGUGUUCCACUUCAAAUUUUUCAAUUCUUGUUUGAGCUGUUGUUUCGAAAAUUCUUUGUAUUUUAACCCUACAUCAUUUGUGCGUCGAAUAAUACCAAAAUUAUCAGAGAAGUAAUUAUACACUUUGUUAGACAUGUCAUAAAUUACAUCGUUAAUAUUAAAGUCGUUCAUGCAGUCCAUAGCCAGUUCCGCCCUGAAAAAUAAAUCAGAAUUUGCCCAUUCACUAUCUGAUUUUGGCAGUUUUUAUACCUGGUUUAAGUUCCGGAUGUUCAGGUAGCGUAAAUAAACAAAUAUCAAUUUCCCAUUCCUCGCUUCUCUCGUCAUCCAUUGUAGCUAUUUCUUCGUUAAGUCCAGCAAUGAAACGGCAUGAUCGUUGAUGCAUUUUCAACUCUCUUAGACCUUUGCAAAGUUUUCCACACGCACAUUUAACACCGCUCGUAUUAGAAACUUGCGUAGUUAAUACCUCACUCGCUCCAUCGAAUAAAUUGCCUUGCUCCGAAUCUAUCUAAUAUCCCUGAGUUCCGUUCAUUCGCUGUAGUUGACGAAUCCCUAUCUUUAUCUCCGAGCUUCGCUUUGCAUCGCCAUUGAUGUCCAAGGCUUUUAAGAUCCAAACCACAGAAAGUGCAUAUACGUAUACUGUAACAAGGACCGCAAACAACCCGAGUAUCGAUAUUUGUUUCAUAGUAAUCAUGUAAGAGCGUAAAAUAUACACAAAAAGUAAAAUAUAUUGCUUGUACCAGAUAAAAUUUAGUUAAACGUUGACGACCAGCAGCAGCACGUCUGUCUGCCUUCGUGGUCGGUUAUAAUAAUAAUAAUAAUAAUAACAACAACAACAACAACAACAACAACAACAACAACAACAACAACAACAACAACAACAACAACAACAACAACAACAACGAGAAGCAACAAGAACGAGAACGAGGAGGAGAAGGAGGAGAAGGAGGAGGAGGAGAAGGAGGAGGAGAAGGAGGAGAGGGAGGAGAAGGAGGUGAAGGAGAAGGAGGAGGAGAAGGGCGAGAGGAAGGAGGAGAGGAAGAAGAAGAAGAAGAAGAAGAAGAAGAAGAAGAAGAAGAAGAAGAAGAAGAAGAAGAAGAAGAAGAAGAAGAAGAAGAAGAAGAAAAAGAAGAAGAAGAAGAAGGAGGACAAAGACAAGGACAAGGACAAAAUUGUUUGAGUGCAGACGGCUUGGCUUUAAGGUCAUUCAAUGCCAGUGUGUCCAGUGUGUUCGAAUUCAGCUGCGCGCUUCAAUGCCAUGAGUCCUGAUUGUGACAUACGAACUUCGCUCUGUUCGCUUUGUUUACCUCCUGUAAAUAAAAUGUCUCAAAGAAAUUAGAAAAUUCAGAAUUAGUAAUACUACAGACAUAAUUUUCAUUGGUUUGUUUACCUUAAGUUACCUAAAGUUUCGUUUUAUAGAAUGUACGAAUUAAUCUCGGGGAAAACUCCUGGCCGAAAGAAAUGUACUCGCUGAGCGUAAACAUGUCAAUCAAUGCAUAUAGUUACUGUAAUAUCAAAGACGAUGAAAUUUUUCGUUGCUCUCUGAUUUCCCUUUCUUUGUGUUGCAUUAAAUAGUAGUCUUAGACAGUAUUGCACGAGGUUUUUAUGUUUACAAUAUUGUUCUUUUCUGUACUAAUUCGCAAUUACAUAUGGUGUUCACUACUACUACAGCCGCAAUUUGUGGUCAUGCAACGUUUGGUAAACCUGAACGAUUUCGAUAGACAGUAGAUUUUAUGUUGACAGAUGAGAAUGACGGUAAGCAAUAAUGUGGAAAUGUUCCUUUUCUACUUCUGAGUGUGGAAAAUUCCGAGACACAGUAGACUCUUCUUCGAAGUUGCUGGCGUGUAAGAAUAAUAUUAGUUAUCACUUGCAAAUUUGUCACCUUUUAAAGCUUGUCGGAAAGAAAAAUAUAAAUUAAUUCUAAUUUUCAGAACCUUUCUAAUUGUUACUGAAAAAAGGAAUAACAUUAAUUGAUUAAAUAACUGAGACGUUCAAAUGAGUUACAGCUGUUUGCGCUGAAUUGUUUAUUUGUAUUAUAUCAAAAUAUUCGCAUAUUUUUAUACGACUUAUACAAUAAGAAAUAAUAUAAAUUCUUGAAGCUAAAGCCUUGAGCAAAAUGACCCAAGGUCGGCCUGAAAAAGUUGAUUUUUUUUUAUACAGAACUGUGACUUAUUUGAAUUCUAGUUUCAUUGAUAAUUGUUUCUAAACCUAAAGACAAUUCAGACAAUUCAGUUGCUAGAAAACUAUCCUGAGCGAAACUAACGAAAUAUUGACAUUUGAUAUCACAGCGAGUAUACAAUUCUUUCGGCCAGGGGUUUUCCUCGAGAUUUAAUUCGUUCAUUCUAACGAAACUUUUAUAAAACAGUUUAAAAACCGAUGAAAAUUCUGUCUGUAGUAUGACUAAUUCUGAGUUUUCCAAUUUCAUUGAACCUUGUUAUUUGUUAAAUAGGUAAAGGUAUUUGUUAAAGAGAUAAACAAAGCGAACAGAGCGAAGUUUGUAUAUUAUGUCACAAUCAGGACUCGUGGCAUUGAGGCGCGCAGAAGACACUGGACACACUGGCACUGAAUGACUCUAUCCUUGUGACCCCCCCACGAAAUCACAUUUUGCACACACCCCCAAGAAAAUGUCCUUUUUCCUUAAUUUAUACAAACAAACCAGCGAAGAAUAACAAAUAGAUAAACGGAAAGUAAGUUUUAGGCUUUAUCCUUUUAAAUUGUUACGUUUUUUUACAACUAAGUAAUGAUAAAUUAUUGUUAAUAAUUUAUUUAUUUUUUGUGCGUUUUUCCUUCUUUUAUUUCAAAUUCAAGUAUAGUUAGCAUAAAUUUUAGAGCAAAUUUGGAUGCUCAGAAUACAGGAAAUUGUAUUUCCGAGCUUCAAAUUUCAAAAACUCCACCAGACCCCCCUAGGGAUUCAUGCGUGGCAUGUCAGCUACAUGGCUAUCCCCCACUAAUAUAUUACCCCACAGAAAGGUCUCUUUUCAAAAAAUCCCCCCCCCCACGGGAAAAUCCUUAAAAAAGGCCCUGAUAAAAUCUCGGACAAAGUUGUACAUGUGUACUGCGUAAGCAAAGCGUUCGGGCAAACUAAUACUAUGCCCCAAACAAGAUUAGGCCCAUACGCCCAUGAACCGGUCUUCUUGAUUGUCAAUAUAAUUUAAAUUUGAAUUGUGCUGAUAGGGUAGGGUUGACUUUCUUGUUUCAAUAUUGUUAUUGUUAGUGCUACCGCCUAUGUUAAUUGAUUUUAUAAUUUUGUAAAAAUAUUAAUGCCCAGCAAAGUGCUUUUAAAAGAGCCAUAAACCAUUAAAUUUAAAAAUUUUAUUAAAGAUUAAGUAACGUUUCGUCUUAACUCAAGACAUCUUCAGACUAUAUUAAAUUACAAGCUGUAAGAGUAAUUAGUAAAGUAAAGCUAUUAUAGCAAUAUUAAAUUACAAGCGAAUACGAGGUACACAAAACGUAAGGAUAAGAAUGGAUAAUGAAGGGAAGUGACGGAAAAAAUGAGAACAACCAAAAUUAGACAACACAAACAGACAAAACAUAAAAAAAAAGAGAUCAGAAUACGUGAAGAGGGAUUGAACUGCCUUGAACGUUGAGAGAGGGUUUCAUUUUAGAGAUAAAAAAGCUUUCAUGAAUAAGGAGUUCUUGUUCAUCUGAACAAGAGGAGAGGAUUUCGAAGUCAUCAAUAGAAGCAGCGUGGCCUGUGGAUGUGAGAUGUGAGAAAAUGCUGGACUGGGGAGGAUUUUUACAUUGUUUGCCAGUGAUAGGAGUGAUACCCAGAUGUUCCGAAACUCGGGUGUGUAGAUGGCGCGUGGUUUGACCCACAUACGAUGCGGAACAGCAUCGACACGUAAAAGAGUACACUACACCCGACUUCAGUGCUUUGGGUAUUUUGUCCUUAAAAGAGAAAAAGGUUGAGAGCCGUUUAGUUGAUCGAAAGACAAAUCUUAUAUCAAGAUGUGGGAAAGCAGCACGACAAAGACGGUUGAUUUGCGUGCGAAUUUGCAAGGAGUGAGUGCCCGUAAAAGGGAGACAGAAAUAAAUUAUUUUCUUAGGAACAGUAUGAACAGGUAGCUUAGGUUGAAAUACUUUGUUAAGAAAAGUUCUAACACAUCGGUCGAACAUAUGAGAAUGGAAACCAUUUAAGAUAAACAUUCUACGUGCUGCUUCAAGUUGGUGAUGGAAAGUCUCAUAGCUAGAACAAAUGCUAAAGAUGCGGUGUAUUAAGCAAGAUAUUAUGCUGCGUUUGUAUGUAAGUGGAAUGAAGCUAUGGAAGUUAGUAAAAAGACCAGUAAACGUAGGUUUACGGUCAACAGAAGUAGAAAAUUUUCCAUUGGAGCGGGAUAUGUCAAUGUCAAGAAAUGGGAGCUUACCAUCACGUUCAACGUAUUCUGAUCUCUUUUUUUUAUGUUUUGUCUGUUUGUGUUGUCUAAUUUGGUUGUUCUCAUUUUUGUCCGUCACUUCCCUUCAUUAUCCAUUCUUAUCCUUACGUUUUGUGUACCUCGUAUUCGCUUGUAAUUUAAUAUUGCUAUAAUAGCUUUACUUUAUGCUUAAUUACUCUUACAGCUUGUAAUUUAAUAUAGUCUGAAGAUGUCUUGAGUUAAGACGAAACGUUACUUAAUCUUUAAUAAAGUUUUUAAAUUUAAUGGUUUAUGGCUCUUUUAAAAGCACUUUGCUGGGCAUUAAUAUUUAUUAUCAGAAUUCGUUUCCCGCCUGGUACUUCUCUGGUAACAAUUUUGUAAAAAUAGUCAAUAUCGCUAGUUUGGAGUUCAUUUAGUCAAUUCUGGAAGGAUUCGAUCAAGUUCUUUGCUAACAUUGCCGUUCCCUGGCUAUUUAAAUGUAAUCCAGAAGCAUUUAAUUUAGAAGCAUCUAUGUUAGUGUGCAGAAUAAACUGCCGCUUGAAUUUACCAUCUUAACAUUGAUAACCGGGUCCUGUCUCUUAAAGUGCAACUGUGACGAAAAUUCGUCAUCGAGAAAAUUCCCUUUUUUGCUAGCAACGACUUUAUUAUUGCACCAAAAAUGCUUGUGUAAAAUUUCAGGCGAACAUGAUUAACAACCACGGAGUUACGAGCAUUUGAAAUGUCCAAAAUCGCUGUCCGCCAUUAAAAUCCGCCAUCUUGAUUUUAUGUUGUCACGAGAGGCUUCUGACGUCAUAGUCUCAACACACCGCAAGGGCACAAGUAGAAUUAGUAAGCAAACGUAGAGCAUCGCAUGUAUUUCAAGAACUAAAAUGUCAGUUUCGUCGCGAUCUAGUAGCGUUUUGGAGUAUUUGUCUGAAACAGAUACUCCCGCAUCUCAUCUGUUUAUAUAACAGCGAAUUCAAACGAACUUGACAAUGAAUUUUUGCCAUUUGAUGAUACUAUUGCUGACUAUUGCUGGAGCCGCUUGCCUCGCCUGAAGAGGUAGCCGAGUACGAGGUCGACGAAGCUGUAGCAGAAGACGAACAGCUCGAAAAGAUGUUACAAAAUCGUUUUGAAAGCCAUGCAUGUUGAUGUAUCGUCUUGGUAAGUUUGUGUUCUUAUUUGCCGGGUAAUAAAUUAAAACGUACUAUUUUGAACUUCUAUUUUGCAUUUUUUAUAAGGUGUGAAUGUGGUCAUUGCUGUCAACCUGAAGUAUGCCUACUAUGCCGAUGUUGUUAUUAAACAAGCAUUAACAUAUUGUGCGCGCCCAUUUAUUUAAUAUUAUAUAUUUUAUAGGUUCUUAUACGCGCAGUUUUCUACAGACAGCUCGUGGUUUGGUAUGAGAUUUUACGGGCAGUUCAAGGCAUCUCACAUUACCUUGUUGUGCUGUUGUUACAAUAAAAUAUGAUCAACAUUCCCGAACACUGAUCAGCGAGCUUACACGGAGUUUGAAAAAACAGCUCGAUGGUUCAUCCUCGUUUGUAGCCUAUCAGUCUUGUUUGCAGUUUCGCCCAACUCGUUUAAAAUUUAAACCUAUUUUCAAUAAUAUGAGAACAACACUUGUCGCGUGAAUUUAUAAUUGUCUGGACUUAUCAGAUUAUGUAAAUAUGUAUGUAGCUAAAAUAUAUUCAUAUCUGACUAAACCUUACGCCUGUCUCUUGUUGUUAGUUGCGCAGGCGCUUUCCUCCAAAUAGUAGGCACAGAAUCUGGUUUGAUUCGUCUUUGCAAACCAUCCAAAUGAAAUAAACGCUCAAAACAAUUCGUUGCCGGAAAAAUGGUCCAAACAAAUCAUGAAUCCAAUUUCCCGCGAGCUUGGAUAAAAAUUGGCGUGCUUAGUUUGCACAAAUCUAACCGAUAUUCUUCUCAAAGAUUCGUCAUUUGGGCUCUUAUGCAAUGAUCUACCCGCGUUUUUGUCAGAAGUAUUGCUGCAAUCUUGUACAACACAACGCGACGAAGGCAUGAUCGAGUUUUACUAUAGUCGCGUAUAUAUUUUUAUGUUGCACGCCCAGCAUGUGCCUAUGAGAGACUAUGACGUCAAAGACUCCCGAACACUUGAACUUUCCAAUAUGGCGGAUUUUAAUGGCGGCUGCCAAAAUUCGAACUUCAUCGUCGUAUAACUCAGGCAAAAUAUAAGAUAUCACGCUAAAAUUUUGCGUGACAGCUUCUUUAUACGCAUUCUUCACAAUCAUGGAAAAAAACAGAAAUGAAAAUUUGGUCACAGUGGCACUUUAAUUAUUUCGGAAAUAGCUAUUUUUGAUAAACUUUGGGACACGAUACCUUGACAUAAGGAUUUCAUUUCGGCUACAAUUUCUUCAGGUUCUUUAUGUUGAACGACGUCAAGUCAAUAGUCCCUACAUGUAGAAUCACCAGUUAUUGACAUAGAUUACUGUUAUUCACAUAGAUUUUCAUUGUCGCUUUAGAUUGCUUCGAUUUCGAACUUGAGAUUUAGCGGGGCACAAAAUACACGUCUGCUCUCGCCAAAAUAAAGAAGAGCAGCGCACUAAAGAAGAGCGCCCUUGUUUGUUUUCGAAAAUAUUGAUUCUUGAAGUUUGUGGUUUGCCUGGAAGUUUGCGCUAAUGGUGAAAAUGAGUUUUUUAUCUGCGCAACAAUCAAAUAAAUACCGUAUUAAUAAAUGGCAACGGAAUUUAAAUUUGGCUGAUACUGAUCGUGUCUCGGUGUCUGUAUAAUAAUAGCGCGUUUGUAUUGUCGAAAAUCAUUAUUUUCCAGGCUUACCAUGUAUUUCUGUUAAUAAUAAUGUGUUGUGUGAUCGAAUGAGGCCAAAAGCAACUGGUGAAAAUAAACUUAAGCCUAGCUUAGGCGGCAAAUUUUAAUAUAAAAACUAUGAAAAUAUAAUAUUUGCCGCCUACGUUAGGCUUUAUCUUCAACGGUAGUUUGGCCUAAUUCGAACACACAACACUAUAUAAAAUGCUAUAACUGAAGGGCAACUUUGUACGGCUGAUAGUAAUGGUCAACUAAAACCCGGCCCAAGUUACCAAACAUAGACGUUACAUGCAUGAUAUAUUAUUUAGUGAUAUAUUCAAUAACUCGCGUGACGUUACAAAUUGAUCUCGACCCAGACUCCCAUGCCCGACGUCCGUUGGCCAAACAACCUAUAAUUCAAGUGGCUCUAAAACUGUCACUUUACAAUCAAACGCAAUUUUUUUCGGGAAACUAUGCUACUAUGAUGGUAGCAUACGUUUAAUAAGCUGAGAAUCAAUUUUGGUGUUACGCGCACUUUAAAGAUAUGAAAAACUAGUUUCAUAUUAUUUUUAGUUUCAUAUUGGAAUAAUGAAAUACUGCGCGUCCUCCACGACAAGCAUUAAGUCGCCAGGAAAAUAUUGCGUGGUGCACUUAAAAUGGAUUUAAGUCCCAAAGAUGCGAGUUCAAAUCCCGCUCGAGACAAGGAAUUUUUCAGUGCCAGAAUAAUAUCCAGGCAUAUUUUUCAAGCCUGCCCGGUGUGGAUACACACUCAGAGUAACAUUACAGCGCCAUACGCGGGUGUUGAUUUUUACAAAAACAUAAUAUAACUAGGCUAUACGAUAAAAUUGGACAAUAAUAUCAAAACUAAAAGACUAUGAAAAACUCGCUUUCCAAAUUCGAAAUUUAUAGGGCAGCCUAAAUUUGUUGUUAAAACCAAAACAGCAAAUUCUCUUGCUAAGUAAAUUAAAAUAUAAUUUUGAGUUAUACGGAAGAGGGCCAAUUCUUCGGGGAAACUCAUCCGUGUGAGAUUCACCUGUCUUGGAUAAUGCAUAUAAAUAACCUGGCCUUAGAUGGGAUUUCAGUCAAGUGGGAUAUAAUUUUCCGUAUGCAGGUUCAUCUCACCUGACCGAAAUGGACAUUUUUUGCGAUGUUGACACUAUUAAAGUCGUAAUUUUGUCCAACCGAGGUGGGAUAUUAGAUGAGAUAAAAACAGUAAUAUGGACGCAGAACUCCUUCUCAGGCGAGCUUCCCAGCCAACCGCGCUGAUAUGAACAGGCGGCCCUAAGAUGAAAACUUAACGUUAUGAUGGUCUACCGUCGGCAUCUAUAGGGAGGGAUACAAGUAUUCGGAAGCCAUGUUUGUCAAAGUCAUAUGGCACCUUUACACCUGAUCGGCCAGUGUAUGUUUAACUAGCCUCGCAUAAUGAUUGACUUAGCUGAUUAAGUACUGUUUAAAACACGAGCAGAAGUGCUUUAUCAGAUAUAAAAUACGAGAGCACAGCUCGAGUGUUUUAUAUCUGACAAAGCGCGGACUAUACGAGUGUUUUAUAUGGCUUAAAUAACGACCCAUCUUUUGAGUUCAUUGGCGAAGCAAUUUCCAAAAUAAACCUUUUCUAAGACGAGAAAAUCAAAACUAACGUUUAUGUAAAUGAACAUGAUUUUUUAUCACAUAUAAAACCACCAUGAUUUCCUUUGUCUUUUCCUUAUGAAUUAUUAAUGAGUUUUUAAAUCUAUUUAGGUUGUCAUCAUGAAGUGAUGGAAAGUACUGGUUGUAUCAAGUCAUCGAAGUUUGACACGCCCAGGUGCUAUCCCCGCCAUUCCAAUUGUUCUUUGUUGGUUACCGUGAAUGACGCGUACUUGAUUACGUUGAACUUUUCUUCCCUGAAACUUCUUCAUAAUGACGUCAUCAAUAUUUACGACGGUGAUAAUGAGAAUGCGCCUGUGCUUGCUCGCUAUUCGCGCUUGAAUACUACAGGGAACAUUGUAUCAUCCUCGAAUAGUAUCUUUAUUAUACUAAAAUAUGGCCAAUCAUCAAAUUAUCAAUCUAUGUUCGCUUUUGACUAUGCAAGUCAACCAAAACCAACUGGUACGUUGCUAGUAGAUAUAGAUGACGAUUUUUUAUGCAUGUCACGUAAUUUCUAAAACGUUUUAGUGACGACCUCAGCAGUUCGUCUUACAGAAAUUUAUAGUUCUUCACAGACGUAUAUAAUAACAACCAAAAUCAUUAUUUUUUCAAAUUUGGACUGUGUUUUAGCUCAUAUGCGAUAUUAGUGCAUGCCCUCGCUCAUACAAAGAUCUUCAAGCAAACUUCCGCUUGUUUGUAAACAAGACAUUAGUUAUCCCAAAAUUGUGUGUGGAUCUUUAUAAAGCUUUCUUUUCCGAGCUUGGAACCACCGGCCCCUCUUUAUCAAAUAAGAUAAUACGUACAGUAUAUGCAUUGGGGUCUUUCGCAAUUCAAGCUAAAUGGGCUAAUUGGUAAAAGUAAUGAACACCUUCAUAUAUGUUAUAAUUAUAGAAACAUAAACCAGUGAAGCUUUGAAAACAAAACUCAUGAAAAAAUAUGAAAGUACUUCAUAAUAUAUCGAAAAAUAUCCUUUGUUUAUGUAGAAAAAAUCAAGAUGCUGCAAACUACAUCAACUUCUGUAAUUUCUACAGUGAGCACACGAGGACCAAAUAGGGGAUCAGCUAAACAAAAUGAAAGCAACCAGACUACGUAUAUCAUUGUGGCUGUCGUUGUGGGCGUGGCUGUCGUGCUCAUAUUGAUUGCUAUUCUUAUUUUUCUUAGAAGGUACGAAACAGUAUAUCUAAAUAAAUGUGUUACUUUAAAAUAGGAUCCUUAAUUAAUUUCUCAUCUGGCUCUGAAUAUUGAAAAUAGAAACCAUUAAUCUUUUACCUCUAUAGGAGCGAAAAGCGUACACAAUGGAUAUACACCACAACACGGGUUUUUUUUUCUUGGUUCGUAGAAUUAUGCGCUAAGAAGACGAUGUUUUGUGCAUGGUUUUGAGUUAAUUUAAAAUAGGGCUACAUUAUAGCCGACAUACUUCACAUCUUGAUUGUACAUCAGCUAAGUCCGCAAUAUAGGCAAGAUUAUUUUAAUCUGAAACUAUAUGCUAUCACCGAAACUACAAGAAAUUGCGUAAGGGCAUUAUAUGAAUUUCGCUGGAUUCCGUAAUGUGCAAACAGUUUUGUUUUAAUGUGCAAACAACAUCUGCAUAUUUCAGGAGAAAGAAGAACGGUGACACACCAAAUUCGUUACAUGAUUUAAAUCCUUCCUACAGCUGGAGGUAAGCAGAACGUCCCAAUUGUUAUAGUUAAACGGGAUGAAGUAUCGUCACUUAAUGUAUAUAUAUAUAUAUAUAUAUAUAUAUAUAUAUAUAUAUAUAUAUAUAUAUAUAUAUAUAUAUAUAUAUAUAUAUAUAUAUAUAUAUAUAUUCCAGUUUAGCACACAGAAUUAUUAAUAAUCACGGAAAGAUAGGCCAGCAGGAAAGAAUUAACAGUGGCAGUUAAUGAGUAUAAUAUUUUUUUGUGAAGCAAAUGUAAUUUGCUAUCUAACCUAUCAACAUUAUUUUGUCGUCAUCAUACCGAUAAUCAUGUUAACCCUAUCUCAGGUGUUUGGUUUAAUACGCCGCUGCGUGUUUAGCCUGGCACUCUUUAAUUUACCUCUUCCAUUGUUUUCUGUUGAAGGAAAGAAACUAGUGCGUGUGUCGAGGAUUCUGUAUGGUAAGUAUCUUUCUAUCCAUCCCAUGCUUUAUUGGCGGCGUCUCCAAUGCUAUAAACAACGUACAGCUGUUCUCCUUUCAGAAACUUCUAGCUCGAAGCGCAUAGGCUUUCAUAUCCUUUUCUUUCGCAAAGCUUUGAUUUCGUGAAAAAAUGUUAGUAUAUGAUCGCCGAAACAUCAGGAGCCGGUUGUACGAAGGCCGGAUAGCGCUAUCCACCGCGGGUAGUGAUUGUUUGAAGCUUUCUCAAUUGAAAUUUUCCCUUGAUUAAUAUAACCUAUAUUAAACUUUAGCAUGUAUAAAUAGAAAUCUCUUUUUGGACUUGUGAAACCCAUAUCCGUACUGUAAUAGCUUUUCAAGCAUUUUUACAUCGGAAAAAUCACUAUCCGGUGGAUAGCGCAGCAUUAAAAAUAGCUUGCGCGCGAAUUUAAAAGGUUAAAACGCAUUAUUCGCCUCAGGCUCAGUGAUUACCGUGAAUAUUCACCUCGACUUCGUCUCGGUGAAUAUUCACCGGUAAUCACCUGCCUCGUACCCAGGCGUCUCUUUGUAAAAAAACAGUGAUGCGCGUAGGACGAGUUUACAUGAAGUAUUGUAGUGGAGAUAGAUGGGCGAAGGGGCUGAUGGGAAGAGUGCACUUGAACUGCGAGACGCCUGGAAGUUCUUGGUCGAUUUCUUGCAAGAAAGUCGAUUUCUUGCAAGUUGUGAUAUUUCGUUGUCGUUUACGAUUUUUUCUACUUAUUUUUGUUGAAUUGACUAAUGUUAAUUUGUCAUCUGGGGCGUGAAUUCAUGCUGUUAUUCUUGGUAUAUAUGACAUAUGCCUUAUUUAAAGUGCUUGGGAAUUCCAAUAUUAACAUGUCAACAACCGAAGCGUUGAAGAACUAGACUUGCAGGAACUAGAAAUUUAAGCUAUAACUAUAUAAAGGUACAAACUAUAAAAUUGCACUGUUGUAAUAAAUAUUUCAAACUUUACGGCUGUGAAUUUUUAUUUACUUGGGCUUUUGUUUACAGUAUACAUUUAAUAGAAAUUGCCAUUGGCAUUGUGAUCGUCUGAUCGAGCCUUCAGCUAAAGAAGUUAUUAAUACAAAAGCAAUUAUAGGACUUUCUAAUCCUCUCUCUGUUACUAUUUUAUACUAAGCAACUGAUAGCAUUCUAUUAUUCUCCAUGUAAUACCGAAUGACAACUAUUCGAAAUAUUCGCACGGUAAACUUGCCAUGUAAUUUACUCGUAAUUUUUAGCGCAUUUUGCAUGUAAUCAAACAUCUACAAAUUUAUUAUUAUUUGCCAAUGGCGUUCAAUUCGACUCUUCGUCAAAAAAUAAGGUUUUACAUGCACACAGAGUAUAUGACGAUAUGGUAACGUUUUGUAUUAAAUUCCAUGUUUUCCCGCCAUGACAGUAUACAAGAACUGUCAGGCGCUCCCCAGCACGCACCCUUCCCAACAGCCCCUUCGCGCGUCGCCUACCUACCUGGGGCCGGUUGUAUAAAAAAGUGAUUAAAGUUAACUAUAGUUAGUGGAAACGUCAUCCAAUAAGAAGCGCGUAUUUGAGAGUUAAUCACUAUUUAACUACAAAAUAGUGAUUAAAAAGUGAUUAAGGUGGCUCCCUACAGUUAUUCUUGUUUAAGCAAUAAUUCCGUAAAACAGGCUUAUUCGUGCAGAACGCGAAUUCUUUUCGACUUGGUGGUAAUAUUGGUCACCUAAGGAAUAUUUCGAACUAGAUUUCGACGAUGUCAAUGUUCCCAUGGCAACAUGACGACAGCAUAAAGCCUUCCAAUUUAACCCAUAAAUGUGCCGCUAUCUCAAAAACGAUGUCGGUGACCUAUCUUUUUUAUUUCAUAUAUCAAUAAGGAAUGAUGCUCUGCAACUGUGGUGAAAGUUUAAAAAAAUUCUGUAGUGUGUGAUUUUUUUAAAAGCGAAAAAUGUAUUGCGAAAUUUCCACACUACAGAUUUUUUUAAAAUUUGAAAUUUAUAAAAUUUACCGCAAAAUAAAUUCGUGGUCAAAAUUUGAAGAUAGGUCACCGAUGAAACUAAUGAGUAAAAUGCAAAUAAAGUUAGAAAAUAGCCUCGUGUAACUCGAGAAAUUCCCCUAUUGAAAAGCGUCGCUGACUAGUAAAAGAUUGUAAGCGGGCGCAGAAUUCGAACGAGUUUUCAUUCACUGACAUUCAGCAAAAUCGAGCCGCAAUGUUGUUUUUACUGUUUUGUUUUUGUCAACUUUUCGAUUUAUUUGAGUGCUACGGACAGCCAAGGAUUAUUGUGAAGGAUUACAUCGAUGAAAACAAGGUUGAAGCUAAUUGAAUCCUGCCGUUUACUCAAUCUAUGAGCUGUAACAGCCUAUUGACAGGUGGACGUGUUUUUUUGUUUCAUGUUUGGUUUUGUACUUUUUGCUAAAAAUGAACAAUUAGGCUAUGAAACUGAAAUAUUUUUCUGUUUACAUAUAAUCACUUUAAUCUUGUAGAAACACGACUAAAAACGUCAACGUUUUCUUGAGAAGUAAACAACUUUUUAAACGUUUGUAUGCAAUUUUGCAAAUGUUUUACAGUUGACAAUGUAUAUUUUAAAAACAUUAAAAAACAUUGUUUCGUAGCUAUUUUUGGUCUAGUGGUAUUCGUAUCAUAUGUAGAAUUGCUGUAUAGACUCGCAAGUAAUUUGGCACUCAAAACGAAGUAUUAUUCAACGCUUUUUCCCAUUAGAAACCUUUCAGAAAUAGCUUUUUUUUAAAAAAAAUAUUUUGUUUUUUUUUUUAUCAUGCGGUUGCGUGGGAUAGUUCACGUAAUGGUCCCGCGAACAUCCCGCACGCAACUGUAGGGAGCCUCCUUAAGUGUUUUAUACAACCGGCCCCUGAAUACUUCAUGUAUUGUAAUUAUUUAAAGCGCCUGGGUACGAGGCAAGGUAAUCACUUCGCCUUCGGCGAAUAAUUGUUAAUUAUUAAGCAUUUGUGAAAGGCAUUGGUGCAUGCCAAAAAAUGAAAGUUUCAGCAGCUAUUUGAAGGACUUAAAAUUGAGCAAAUGUUCUGAUAUUUGGACCAUUAAUAAACCACAUUACACAUUUCUCGCCCAUGAAUUCAAAAUGCGUUUUAACCUUUUAAAUUUCGCGCACAUGCUAUUUUUAAUGCUGCUAAAAAGUCCCCCCCCCCUCCCUGCUCUGGAAAAUUUAUCUUUACGAAAAUAUUUUGUUUAUUCUGCAUUAUAAGUGCCCAUUCAAACAAUCUAUAUUUAUCAACAAUUUCAUGACAUGAACGGAUUUGUGAAAUUGAGUGCCGUUUCGAAAUUGUCUACUUUUUUCUGAUACACCCUCUAUAUGUACAAGACAUGCAUGCUUCCUCAACAAUAUAUUAUUUCCUUCUUAGUUAUGCUAAUCCAUCAUCAUCACAAGAAAACGUGUGGGUUGGAAACUCCAGGGUUUGUAAAGAAGGUGGAAAUCCUAUUUACGAACCGACGGAGGGGCCAGAACCUCCUGCUUUGUACGCUUCACCGGAUAAUACUUGUGAACGACAGGUCGAAAACCAAGGUCAUGCUGCGGAAAGUGAAAAUCCGUUGUAUGACGUGGGGGAAGUUGCAAUUUCGCAUGUCUAUGAAGAGCCAAAUUCUCAACAACGAAACAUAGUUUACGACGUGUCUGAUGUCAAAGCCUAAAAGGAAACGAAGGUUUGAUUAUAAUUUCGUGCAACCAUUUGAAAGUUAGUAAUGAGUCAAGCUCUCAACAAAAGAACAUAGUUUAAGACGAGCUUUAAGGAACAUAAAGGAAACGAUAAUUUUACAAUUGAAUGGGUUUUAUGUAUGAGAAAUUGUAGUUUAUGGUCGCUUCUUGAAAGUUAGUAUGAAUUGAAAAUGCCAAUCAUUUUACUUCCUAGAGAAGAAGCGUUUUAGAACAAAGUGUACUGUGUAAUAACCUGACGUCAUGUAUUUAUGUGACGUCACAUGUAUAUAGCUAGCAUUCCAUUCAUAUUAAAUUCAGUAUUGUUAUAUCCACUCGAAGUACGUGCCUCGUAUUAUCAUACCAUAUAAGAAUAUUAAAUUAUAUUGGUGCGACCUGGUCGUAUAUUAAGAUCUACAAUUGAUUCUAUCUAACAAUAUAAUUGUUUAACAAAAUUUUUGAAAGAGUAAAUUGA
Messenger RNA from Paramuricea clavata, 28518 nucleotides. The record is from the annotation of a GenBank genome assembly. Lineage: Eukaryota; Metazoa; Cnidaria; Anthozoa; Malacalcyonacea; Plexauridae.